This is a messenger RNA of Oryctolagus cuniculus (rabbit), 1431 nucleotides long. RefSeq names its product histone-lysine N-methyltransferase SETD7. The record is from RefSeq and is a predicted model, not a curated record. Gene Ontology annotation, molecular function: protein binding; chromatin binding. Gene Ontology annotation, biological process: heterochromatin organization; peptidyl-lysine monomethylation. Gene Ontology annotation, cellular component: chromosome; nucleus. Lineage: Eukaryota; Metazoa; Chordata; Mammalia; Lagomorpha; Leporidae.
CUACAAAAGGCGGUUUACAGCAGGCUGAGAGAUGGCUGACGUAUGCCUUCCUGUUUACGGUGUUUACAGAAGGACAAACCCCAGGUUUCACAGGGCUGCAGCUGCCAGGAGCAAGCCCUCUAAUUGCCGAUCUCAGCUCCCUCUUUGUUAGCCUUCAGAGCACUGGAUGUCUUGGUGGUGCUCGGCUCCGUGUACCACUCGACAAGUCGACUUCUUCCUGCAUCUCCAGCAACGCUCUGCUUCCAGACCCUUAUGAAUCAGAGAGGGUUUAUGUUGCAGAAUCUCUCAUUUCCAGCGCCGGAGAAGGACUGUUUUCGAAAGUGGCAGUGGGCCCCAAUACCGCCAUGUCUUUUUAUAAUGGAGUCCGAAUUACACACCAAGAGGUUGACAGCAGGGACUGGGUCCUUAAUGGGAACACCCUCUCCCUCGAUGAAGAAACGGUCAUUGAUGUGCCUGAGCCCUAUAACCACGUAUCCAAGUACUGUGCCUCCUUGGGACACAAGGCGAAUCCCUCCUUCACUCCAAACUGCGUCUAUGAUAUGUUUGUCCACCCCCGCUUUGGGCCCAUCAAAUGCAUCCGCACCUUGCGAGCGGUGGAGGCUGACGAGGAGCUCACGGUCGCCUACGGCUAUGACCACAGUCCCCCUGGCAAGAGUGGGCCUGAAGCCCCCGAGUGGUACCAGGUGGAGCUAAAAGCCUUCCAGGCCACCCAGCAAAAGUGAAAGGCCUGGUCCCGGGGUUCCAGAGACCUGGCACAAGAAACUUGGAUCUAUGCACUACGAUUCUCCGACAAUGGGACAGCCAGGGACUGCUCGUGCUGCACCAUCACAUCCUCUCGGGCUGCGUUAGCAGCGACGCUCUUGCACACUAACUAGGUCUGACUGCAUUACUCAUACCAGAUUUAAAAUUAGCUAGCCUUGCAGCAACAUCCUACUGAGAGGUUUCGUGGAGCACUCGACCUACGACGGCGUGACGUUCGGUGGUGGUUCGGGUCUAAAUCUGUCCCAAAUUCAGAGAUGCCAAAUGAUCAGACUGAAAAUGGGAGAUGGGGCUUUUCGGUCAUGUGUCAUCAGUGGUUUUUUUUUUUUUUUUUUUUUUCCCUCCGGCCAAUGCAGAUUGCAUUCUCACACUUGCAUCUGCGCCGUGUGGGAAAUAGAGAAUGAUUACAUCUGUAUUCUCUAAAUGUAGUAUAAUUUGCCUUCUAACCUUUGAUCUGUAUCUUGCAAUAGACUGGCUUUGUUUUUUUCCUAGUACACAGAAGCCCUCUUUUUGGGUCAUUUCAAUUCUCAGUCCUGUUCCCUGUCUUAGCUAUCCUCCCGGAUGGAUGAUGAGAGAAACCUUCCAAACAGAUUUUGUGUCACUGGGAGUGCGUAGGUCUUUCUGGCUCUUUGUUUCAUUAUUACACCCUAAUAUAAAGUACUGGCUCAUAGA